AUGGCAAGCGCACAGUUUUCCCGUCGUCUUCCCCUCUUCUUCUUCUUCGAGGUUGCAGCCGUCGCCGUCCUCGCGGCGCUGCUGCCGCUGGGCGGCCAUGCGCGGGCCUGCCCCCCGUGCGGCUCGACGGCGGUGCCGUACCCGCUGAGCACGGCCGACGGGUGCGGCGACCCGGCGUACAAGGUGCGGUGCGCGGCCGGCGCGUCCACGCUCUUCUUCGACGCGCUCAACGGCACCUCCUACCCGAUCACCUCCAUCUCGCCGGCGGCGCAGCGCCUGGUGGUCGCCCCGGCGCCGCUGGUGUCCAACGACAGCUGCGUGUCCGUGGGGGCCCCCGCAGGGCGCGGCGUGCAGCUGGACCCGACGCUGCCCUUCAACGUCAGCUCCUCCAACACCAUCAUGCUCCUCAACUGCACCGCCGCGCUGCUGCGCUCCCCGCUCAACUGCUCCUCCACCUCGCUCUGCCACGCCUACGCCGACGCAGCGCGGUCGCCCUGCGCGCCGCUGCCGCUCUGCUGCACGUUCGUGGCGGGGGGGUCGUCGACGUCGCACCGGAUCCGCGCCUCGCCCGAGCUCUGCAGCGCCUACGCCAGCUUCGUGGACCUCGACCCAGCGCAGCCGCCGGCGACGUGGGGCGGCCGGCUCGGCCUGGAGCUGCAGUGGGCGGCGCCGAGGGAGCCGCUCUGCCAGACGCAGGCGGACUGCGAGGACGGCGCCAACGCCACGUGCGCCGGCGACCCGGCCGCGGCCGGCGCGGUGCGGCGAUGCCUCUGCGUCCCCGGGCUAGCGUGGGACCCCGUCGCCGGCGCGUGCCAGCAGAGUACGUUGUCGAUGAAUCAUCUGGCGAUAUACUAG
Molecule: messenger RNA, 855 nt
Organism: Triticum turgidum subsp. durum (durum wheat)
Lineage: Eukaryota; Viridiplantae; Streptophyta; Magnoliopsida; Poales; Poaceae
Source: the annotation of a GenBank genome assembly